CGGCAGCGUUCCGGCUCCCGCGGCUCUCAGGCGGGCUGUGCUGCUGCCGGGUGGUCCCGGCCCUCCGCCCCGCUCCCGCCCCAGCCGCGGCCCGCCGAGGCCGCGGCCAACCGAGCCGCCAGCGACGCCCUCACAGCCGCGGGGGCCCGGGCGGGGGGCCAUGCCGUGCCGGAGGGAGGAGGAGGAAGCCGGCGACGAGGCGGAGGGGGAGGAGGACGACGACAGCUUCCUCCUGCUGCAGCAGUCGGUGACUCUGGGCGGCUCGACCGACGUGGACCGGCUCAUCGCCCAGAUCGGCGAGACGCUGCAGCUGGACGCGGAGCGCGACGGCCCGGCCUCGCCGUGUGCCGCCCCGGGCCCCCCGCCCGUGCCCCCGCGUGUCGUGGCGGAGCUGCCGGUGGACAAGGCCGGGACCCCGGCGAGGCGGCUGCUGCGUCCGGCCGGGUCAGCGGAGGCCGGGAACCCUGCGCCCCCGGGGGCGGUGCGCUGCGUGCUGGGGGAGCGCGGGCGCGUGCGGGGCCGGGCGGCGCCCUACUGCGUGGCGGAGAUCGCCCCGGGCGCCAGCGCGCUUCCCCAGCAGCCGGGCCUUGAGGGUCCCCCGGGAACCGGCAAACUAAACACCCCGCAGCCGCUGUCGGGCCCGUGCCGGCGGGGAUGGCUCCGGAACGCAGCCGCGUCCCGCCGCCUGCAACAGCGACGCGGAUCUCAGCCGGAGACCCGCACUGGCGAGGACGACCCGCACCGGCUCCUGCAGCAGCUGGUGCUCUCGGGAAACCUCAUCAAGGAGGCGGUGCGCCGACUUCAUUCGCGACGGCUGCAGAUCCACGCAAAGCUUCCCGCACACCCGUUCCUCGGGCCUCUGUCCGCCCCGGUGCAUGAGCCGCCUUCGCCCGAGAGCCCUCGCGCGGCCUGCAGCGACCCUGGCGCUUGCAUGAGGAGGGCGCAGCUCAGAACUGAGGACGACCUUCUAGUCCCUGGCAGCUAACAACCUAGGUGACCACAGCACCAGCCUGUAGCCGGGGGACCAAGGGCUUCACCCAGCGGGAGCUGGUAGAGGACUCGAGCAUUUGGAAACGAGAAAAUAAGCUAAGGAAGACAGCCGAAAUAUCGCGGAUAUUUUCAUGGGUAACUGAAGUUGAGAGCCCCAAACUGUUUGAGAAACCCAGGACUUAGGUUUGUUUAAAGCAGAUUCUAUAGAGCGCACCGCAGGCUGUCAGCCGGACUCUUUUGGCGUGAUCCAACCUGGUCGGUGCAAUUCCGCGCAGACUCUCCUGGCCGAUCGGGGACCACGUGGCCACGGUGCAUGCUCUCCGGAUCCUCUCAGCCGGCUAUGGAACGAAGAACGACGAUUACCCACCUCCCGUUACUUGCUGUACUUUUCAGGGCUGGUUCCUGAUCCACUUUGGGGGAAGGAAAAACAAGAGUGGACUUAAUUUCGGGGACCGCCCCCCAAAAGCCCCACUGGAACAUUUAACGACAGCUAAAAGACCAUCUCAUCUUUUGCGGUGCUGGUUUCAAUGUAAAACAUGCGGUACCACGUCCCCUUUUUUUCAACGCGUUGCUAUUAGCAGUGUGUGGAGAGAAAGCUGUACGCCACGAGUGUAGGUUGGGAGGUAGCCGUGAGCUGUGUUGGGUGAUGGAAGGGUAUGGCGAAGCACUGAGUGACCCCCCCUCCUGCCUUCGUAAAGUGUGUUUUUAAAGGAGAGCCAACCCUUUUGGGGUUCAAGGUCACUGUUUCCUGGGUGUGUACCGGUAGUGGGGCUCCCGCUCAGAAGCUAACCGAAUCGCCUUGCUUAAGGAGAGAGCGCACUGUUUUGCAAAUGCAGGAGUCCUCUAAGGACGCUCCCUCCACCUCCCUGAAGGGGUGGGGGUGGCGGGUGCUGAGUGUCUGUGCUUCCCGCUGGAGGCCACCGCCCCUGCCCCUCCUCCCGGCUGGCUUGCAGACAAACUGCCUUGAGACCAGUGACCGAGCACCACCUUUUCCCCUUGGUUCUGCUGCCCUACUCAAGCUGGGCGGCGUUGAUGCUAGGAGCCAGGGUAUAGGGGACUGGAGAGGUUCCACAUAAUGGGCACUCCAGGGACACAGCUUGGGACACACACAGCCACUUCUAGUGGGCUCUCGGGGCCAUUUGUAAUAACAGCUACAGUUCCCUGGAUAGACAGCGUUGAUUUCCUCCUCUGACCCUCCCCCAGCUGUGCCCGCUCGCCUUUGUAAGUGAAGGAAACCUAGUAGAAAAUGUGACCCUCCAAAUGGGAAGGCUGCAGGCUUUUUUUUUCUUCUGCUUUUGUGACUGUGAAGAGCUUGGAAUAUACUGCUCACUCUGAGCGACGGUUUCAUUUUAGUUUUAUGGAGUCAAUGGCUUGUUCAGCAUCCAGAUGUGGCUAUUGACAUAUCUACACUUCGCACCGGAGUGACUGGAAUUGUGGCUGUCCUGAUUAUAGGAUUUUAACUUAACUGAAAUAACUGUUUUUGAAUAAAUGUGUUGGGUUUUUCCCACCCCCUC
This is a messenger RNA of Mastomys coucha (southern multimammate mouse), 2504 nucleotides long. RefSeq names its product FRAT regulator of WNT signaling pathway 1 (gene Frat1). The record is from RefSeq and is a predicted model, not a curated record. The coding region runs from base 161 to 985 and encodes 274 amino acids. Gene Ontology annotation, biological process: positive regulation of canonical Wnt signaling pathway. Lineage: Eukaryota; Metazoa; Chordata; Mammalia; Rodentia; Muridae. Gene Ontology annotation, cellular component: cytoplasm. The transcript has a single exon.